AUGGCGGUGGUACGGGGGCAGGGCGAGCUGAUUCCGCUACUCAAGGCAGCAGGAUGCGACAUGAACGAGCGGGGGGAGGACGGGAGGGCCGGUCUGCAUGUAGGAGCGACACUGGGGAGGGCGGGGAGCGUGAGGGAGCUGAUAGAGGCAGGGGCAGACGUAGAGGCGAAGGACUGGGAGGGAAAGACAUGCACAUGCGCACUGCUUGCGAGCGAGGGAGGGCACCUCGAGCUUCUUGUGUACCUUGUGAGGACAUGCGGUGAGGAGCUGCUGAGAGCCAAGGACGAUGAUGGCACGACAUGCGCGCUCGCGGCGAGUGAAGGAGGACACCUCAAGGUUGUCAAGUUUCUUGCUGAGACAUGCGGAGAGGAGGUGCUGAGAGAGAAGCGAAAUGACGGCCAGACGUUCGCGCUGCGUGCAAGCCUUGGAGGGCACGUGGAAGUGCUCAAGUACCAAGUGGAGACGUGCGGGGAGCAGGUGCUGAGAGACAAGGACAUCAAGGGCCGAACAUGCGCACUGCAGGCCAGCCAGGGGGGGCACGUGGAGGUGCUCAAGUAUCUCACUGAGAGGUACGAGGAGAAGGUGCUGAGGGAGCAGGACAACGCUGGCUCAUCAUGUGUGCAUUACGCAAGCCAGGGUGAUCGUGUUGAUGUGCUGGUAUACCUUGCAGAGACAUGCGGGAAGGAGGUGCUGAGAGCGAGGACGAAGGACGGCUCGACCUGUGCGCUAGCGGCAAGCGUUGUAGGUCACAUCAAUGUACUGAAGUACCUUGCGAAGACAUGUGGAGAGGAGGUGCUCAAAGAGAAGAACAACGACGGUGAGACGUGCUCGCAGCUGGCAAGCAGAGCAGGACACCUGAAGGUACUGAGGUACCUUGCUGAGACAGGCGGGGAGGAGGUACUGCGAGUCAGGGACAGUAUAGGCAAGACAUGCGCGCAUAAGGCGAGCGAGAAAGGACAUAUCGAGGUUCUGAAGUACUUUGUGAAGACCUUCGGAGAGGAGGUGCUGAGAGAAAAGGACAAGGAUGGCAGAACUUGCGCACUUUAUGCAAGCGCUGUAGGACAGGUAGAGGUACUGGGGUACCUUGCGGAGACAUGCGGGGAGGAGCUGAUGACCGAGAAAGACAACCAAGAUGUGACAUGUGCACACAUCGCAAGCCAAGAAGGACACGUUGAAGUCCUGAGGUACCUUGCCGAGACUUUCGGAGAGGAGCUGCUGAGAGCAAAGAAAAAUGACGACGCGACAUGCGCGCAUGUGGCAAGCUUGGGAGGUCGAGUGGAAGUGCUUAUGUAUCUUGCGCAAAGAUGCGGGGAGGGGAUGCUCAGGGACAAGGACAAGGCCGGUAGGACAUGCACGCAUUACGCUUGCCAAGAAGGGCAUCUAAAGGUACUGAGGUACAUCGCGGGGACAUGCGGGAAGGAGCUGCUGCAAGAGAGGGACAAGGAGGGUAUGACAUGCGCUCAUAGGGCUAGCGGGGGAGGGCAUGUGGAGGUACUGAAGUAUCUUGCUGAGACAUGCGGGGAGGAGAAGCUGCUGAGAGAGAAGAGCAGGGAUGGUAUGACAUGCGCGCAUAUCGCAACCAUGGGAGGGCAUGUGGAGGUAUUGAGGUACCUUGCGAAGACAUGCGGGGAGGAGCUUCUGAGAGAGAAGAACGAUGAUGGUAAGACAUGUGCGCAUAUCGCAACCCAGCAAGGGCACCUGGAAACACUGGCAUACCUCACAGAGACCUGCGGGAAGGACGUGUUGCGAGACAAGAACAAUGAUGGCCUGACAUGCGCGCACAUGGCAUGCCAGAAAGAACAUGUAGAGGUACUGAUGUACCUUGUCGAGACAUGCGGGGAGGAGCUGCUGAGAGAAAAGAGCGAUGGCGGACGGACGUGCGCACAUUGGGCUGGCUCUGUAGGGGGUGUGGAGGUACUGAUGUACCUUGUUGAGACAUGCGGGGAGGAGCUGCUGAGGGAAAGGGAUACUGAAGGCCUGACCUGCGCCCAUUUUGCGUCCAUCGUAGGACACGUGGAAGUACUGAGGUACCUUGCGGAAAAAUGCCGGAAAGAUCUUCUACGAGCAACAGAUUUUAUCAGCAGGACAUGCGCACACGCAGCAAGCGCGGGAGGUCAUGUGGAGGUACUGAAGUACCUGGUGGAGACAUGCGGGAAGGAGCUGCUGAGUGAGAAGAAGCGUGACGGAUGGACAUGCGCGCAUAUCGCAUGCCAGGAAGGGUAUAUGGAGGUACUGAAGUACCUCGCCGAGACAUGCGGGAAGAAGCUUCUGAGAGCUAAGACCGAUGACGGCCUGACGUGCGCGCAUAUCGCCAGCGCUCAAGGGCGUCUGGAGGUUCUGAAGUACCUUGCUGAGACAUGCGGGAAGGAGCUGCUGAGAGAGCCCGAUGUUCGCUUGAGGACAUGUGCUCAUUUUGCGUGCAAUGAAGGGCACCUUGAGGUAGUGAGGUACCUCGCGGAGACAUGCGGGAAGGAGCUGCUCGGAGAUAAGGACAAGGAUGGCUGGACAUGCGCGCACGCGGCAAGCUUGGGAGGGCAUGUAGACGUUCUGGUGUUGAUCGCGAAGACAUAUGGGGAGAAGAUCCUAAGAGACAAAGGAAAUGAUGGUGCGACAUGCGCGCAUGCGGCAAGCCAGGAAGGGCACAUGCAGGUACUGAUGUACAUUGUGGAGACAUGCGGGAAAGAGGCGCUCAGAGACAAGAAGGAUGGUCAAGUGACAUGCGAACAUGUGGCGUGCGCUGUAGGGCACUUGGCAGUGCUGAGGUACCUUGCGGAGACAUGCGGGAAGGAGGUGAUGAGAGAAAAGACUAUCAACGGAAUGACAUGCGCGCAUAUUGCAAGUCAGGGAGGGCAUGUGGAGGUACUGAAGUAUCUUGCUGAGACAUGCGGGGAGGAGGUGAUGAGAGAGAAGAAGAACGACGGAAUGACAUGCGCCGAUUACGCAAGUCAGGGAGGGCAUGUGGAGGUACUGAGGUACCUCGCGGAGACAUGCGGGAAGGAACUGCUGACAGAAGAACAUGAUGACGGUGGGACGUUUUUGUCUAUCACUGGAGAGCAAGACAUCAGAGCCUUUUGUGAAGGUUUGGGGUGGAGUAGUUGA
Molecule: messenger RNA, 3099 nt
Organism: Guillardia theta CCMP2712
Lineage: Eukaryota; Cryptophyceae; Pyrenomonadales; Geminigeraceae
Exons: 3
Coding region: 1-3099 (1032 amino acids)
Molecular function (GO): protein binding
Source: RefSeq, a predicted model, not a curated record